Messenger RNA from Copidosoma floridanum, 3015 nucleotides. RefSeq names its product E3 ubiquitin-protein ligase Iruka (gene Iru). Gene Ontology annotation, cellular component: nucleus. The record is from RefSeq and is a predicted model, not a curated record. Lineage: Eukaryota; Metazoa; Arthropoda; Insecta; Hymenoptera; Encyrtidae. Gene Ontology annotation, biological process: ubiquitin-dependent protein catabolic process. Gene Ontology annotation, molecular function: ubiquitin protein ligase activity.
AUGUUGCUAUAAUUAAACUAUCGCAAGUCAAAGCUGGGAAGCAAGGAUUAUUUAUAACACAAUUAUACACCGACAGAAACGAUAUACUUAACCUGUGGCAUCACGAAUUUGUUGGGUCUUAUCAUCGGUUAUUAGUGCGUUAUUUCUAUACGCGCUCACACGUAUGUACGCGUCUAUUGUUGUCAUUGACCAAGUUAGUAUCUGCAUUGUUCCGAUAAAACAUUUUUGUGGCGAGUAAGUACUCCACAGCUUUAAUUGUGCGCGCGCAGUACAUCAGUCAUCAGUGAUAUCGUCGGGAGUCGGGACGUUGGGUCAGGCGGAGGUCGAGGAAAAUGUUUUGGAGUACUUGAAACGGCUUGAAGGUCAGAGUUGCGGAGUUAAAGCCGUUUUGACAAGACUGCUCUUAGAGAAGAUUUAGUAAGUUAUAAGGUUACAAUAUAGGUAUAACACUUGCUGCAAUCAGUUUCCUGUUGUUUGUUGUGCAUACAUGUACAGUAGCGUCGGCGGCGCCAUCACCACCAGAUCACCAAUCACAUAUCAAGUAUAUUGAAGUGUAUUCACGAUCACGUAUCGUCUGUGUGUGUGCAGUGUAUGAAUGUAACAGAUAGGGUGGGUGUGCGUGUGCGGGUUUGGAACUUGGAAGUUGAUAGUGAGUGCGCGAGGCGAAGACGUAUACGUAGAUAGAGAGAGAGUAGAAGCAGAACCAGCCAAGGAGUAGGAAGCAUGGCCGAAGCCAUUGUAGACGGUACUUCGUCGAUGAGCCGAUUUUUUUGCCACCGCUGCAGCGUCGAAAUCGAGCACUUGCUACCGGAUUACACAUGUCCAAGAUGUUCCACCGGGUUCAUCGAAGAGCUAGAGAGAGGCAGUGCAGGCAACAGAUCUUCAGCUGACAUUGAUAUGCAAGACCUUAGCGACAUAGAGGUCGACGUUACUGGCCUCGAUGAUUUAAAUCAUUUUGAUUUACCAUUCACGCUAUUGAGAGCAGCUCAGGCUGCCUCAAGAAACUCAAGUGGUCGGGGCAACAGUAUUAGAUCUGGAAGUGGGUCCACAUCGAGAAACACAAGGAAUCAACAACAGCCACAAGUAGGAAUACCACCACAAAUAGAUAGUUUAAUACAAGACCUGUUCCUCAAUCUUUCUAGUUUUGGAUUCAGUUUUCCACAAGGGCAGGGAGGUCAAUCUGUACUGUUCAUGGGCAAUCCAGGAGAUUAUGUAUGGGGCCAAAACGGAUUGGAUUCUAUUGUCACUCAACUUUUAAAUCAAAUGGAUGGAACUGGUCCUCCGCCACUACCAAAAAAACAAAUUGACGAAAUCCCUACCGCAACAAUAUCACAACCACAAGUUGACAGCAAACUACAGUGCUCAGUGUGCUGGGACGAUUUUGUUAUACAUGAGGCUGUCCGAAAACUUUCUUGUCAACAUUAUUACCAUGAACCCUGUAUCAUUCCUUGGCUUGAAUUGCAUGGAACUUGUCCAAUAUGCAGACAAAGUUUAGGAGAUCAAACAACCAGUGAAGCAAAUCAAGAUACAGUGGGACCAAGUUUAGCUGCAUUAUUCAGAGCUGCUGAUGAAUCCAGUAGUGGUAGAACAUCUUCGACAUCAAUGGGAAACAAUUCUAGAAACGACACACCAAAUAAUUCUUGAAACUAAUUUUCAAAUCGAAUUUUUUCACCUGAAUUCUUAAUUAACUUUUGUUCUUUCGAAAGAGUUGCGUUUCUAUGGUAUAAUAACUUUUUGUGAUUUGAAACAUCAUUUUGCAUGAGAACUGUUGUAUUCACAUUUAACUUUUGGCAAAGGACAAUCAAAUUCAACCAUGUUGUUAUUCAUUUAUGUACUAGAUUAUUUUAAGAAGAUUUUUGAAUUAAACACUUUUUUCCGUAUUUUAUUAAUAGCAACAAAUGAGUAUAACCAUUCAAUUUUAAUGCAACUGAAAUUAAUUGACUGGAUGUAAAUCAAAUUCUUUUAUCAUUAUCUAGGAUAGCAAAGCGACUUAUAUUCCUGAUAAUCUUGUAUUAUUCUAAAAUCAAUUUAAAGUUAGUUUUUUUAUUUGUUCAAGUUGAAACAUUCUACAUAAUUUUUUUAAUUAAGAAAAUUUUUUUUUUCUAUUGAUGUAUGUUGAAAUUGUUUAUUUUUGCUGCUUUGCCAACAGACUGUUUUACAUGGUUCUCACAACUUAUCAGUAACAAUAACGUUUCUCAACUAAGCUAAUUUUAAGCUAUGAUCGACAUUAAAUGUAUGAUGAAAAAGGCAUGGAAAUGCGUUGAAAGUGACGUGAAUUAAGUGUAUAUUCUAUAUACUAAGAACCUGUAAAUAUUCUGCUUUAAUUUGCAAACUAAAUAAGAACCUUAAAAUGUACCUCGAUGCUUGUUUGUAUAAAAAUGUAAAGUUACAAAAAAUAGUUCUUGCUUAAAAGCAAUCAGAUCAUCCAUCGAAGUAACGUACUACAAUGGCUUCGGUUUGGUACUAUUCAAAUAAAACAAAAUGUAAAGAGGGUAAAUCGCAUUGCUCCCAACAAAGUGCAAUGUUAGUUUCAAUAUUAUGUAUGAAUUUGUGAAGUGUAUUGCAUCUUAUAAAAACAUACAAGUUUUUAACUACAAGCAAAAAAUAACACUAUAUAUUAAAAAAAAUUUCAUGGCAACCAUAAUUACGGUAAAUAAAAACAAUUUUGAAAAGAAUAAAACUACUUCAAUUACUAAAUACUAGAGAUGGAAUAUUUACUAUGCAAUAAUACACCUUUGGUCUUGAACUGAUGUUUUUGUUGUGUAUUAGAGCUUUUGUAUAAAAACCAGUAGAGAAGUGAAUGAUUAUCCAGCACAAAAAUUUCGUUAGGCUGAUGCAUGAUGUGCAACUUAUGUAUUUUUCCGUUUUUGUCCUUAAACUAGGAACUUUUUUCAUCAGCCUUUUUCAUUCUUUGUUACAUAAUAAUAAAGUUACAAUGUUAUUUGACACCUGCUUUAUAUAGUUUAUAAAUGUAUGAAUUAGUAAAAUGAUAUAAAUUGCAUAUUUAUUCCGAAA